CUCAUGUCGUAUCUCACUUUUGCAGCACGAUUGCUUGAUGUCGCUGACAAACCAAAGCGGCCAUGGUUGAAAAGUUUUUGGUGACCACAAAGGAAGAAGGGCAACAUCUGCUCAUCCAAGACAGCAUCGUCAUUGCCUUUCAGGACAGACGCCAGACAGCAUUGCAGAAAGAUGUGUUGGAAGUCAGUUUGUCAGUCUGUCUUUGAUGGGAAGUGAAAUGUUCUGUUGCAUUGUGCUCAGCGAUUAGACUUUCUCAGUUGUCAUGGUGGCUAAAGAUAAAACAGUUAUCGGAUGCCAGAAGUGUAGAGACUCCCACCAAUUCCAGAUAAAAGGCGAUGUCGCUAAGAGAGGUGCUUUCAGGUUUUGCAUCACAAUUGGAGAAGGACAGACAUUUUUGUUGCUGAAUUUGGCAAUUUGUAAGAUGCAGCUCUGGGCAUGGUAAUGGAUGAAGGUGUGCCAAGCAGGGGCUGGUAGGAGAUUCUCAUGGUUUGGGCCGAGUUGUGAAACACAUUCCAGCUGACUAAUAGCACCAAGCCUGAAGAGAUGGCCCUCAGCAUGAAUUGCCUUUACUGGACCAGCUGUGGACAGGGAUGCGUGUUGUGAUGGUGAUCAUUUACAAGAAAACAGUGGAAAAAAAGGGCGGUGACGAUGUAACAACAAAACGUACGGACUUGGGCACGGCGCAGACCAUGAGCCAGGGAGCAGCACUUUUUUCUUGUGGACUCAUGGAGACAAGCCGAUGGCGUGAGGUGGGGACCAGCUGCGCCUUGCAGCAGCGGCCGGUCGGAACCAGCCUGGAGAGCCUGUGGGAUGUCCUGCCCGACGUGCACAGAACUUCUGCCCACUGGGGCUGGGACGUGGGCUCCACCUCCAGCACCAUCUCCAGCCUGCUGCAGGACCUGAGUCUGACCGAUGCCUCUCACUCCACCGCGCCCCCCAGCAAGCGCCAGUGCCGGUCCCUGUCCUGCUCUGACGAGCUGAGCAGCUGCCGCUCCACCUGGCGCCCUCAAGGGUCCCGGGUGUGGACGUCGGUGGAGAAGAGGAGGUGCCACAGCGGGGGCAGCGUUCAGCGCAGCGGCCUCGGGAACUCGCAACUCUGCUUCCCGGCUAUGCAGCGCAGCUCCAGCUUCAGCCUUCCUGCCCGCUCCGACGGCCAGGAGCAGCUCUGCUUCCCCCAGCUGUCGUCCAGGCCUUCCGCUUUCUCUGGCCCAACUCCCAACUCCUCUGAUCCGUCUGCCCAGUCCCUCUACCUCUCCCAUGAACAAAUCUGCCUCCCUGAGGCGGAGGAACCCUCACCGGCGAGCUCGCCAGACUCCACUCCAGAACUUGAGCGCCGCGGUGGAGAAGGUGGCCUUGCCCGGAGUCGCUCCCAGCCGUGUGUCUUAAACGACAAAAAGAUCGGUGUGAAACGCAGGCGGCCGGCAGACUCUCAGAAACAGAGGCCUUCCCUGGAUCUGGCAAAGAUGACUCAGAAACUUCGGAAUUUCCACAGCCUCAGCUGCCCUGGGAUCACAAGCGACGACCCGUUAAAGUCUGGCCCGGCGGCCCUCUCUCUCAGGCCCAACACCGAUGACCUGUCUGACAACGAGGACGGCCCGGAGCUCAACGGGAACGAGUCGUCCGACACCGACUGGAACCACAGCGGCCGUGGCGACAACACGAUGGCAGGAACGACCGGAGGGAAGGACGGCGAGACCCUGUGGGUGGGGCUGUGCAGCAUGACGAGGGAUAUGUACCAGCUGGGAGGAGAGCUCGACAUCGAGCAGAUUGAGAGGAACUGAGCUGAGCUGCUUUUUUUCUCCUCUGGCGGGGGAAGCUAAUCACGGGACUGGAAGUUUAUCACCAGGUGGUACAAUAAACAGUGCUGAUAGUCUUAAGGACAAAGCAAAAGGGGAGCUCAUGCAGAGAGCAUUCCAGGGCUUCUUUUUUUUCUUCUUCUUCUUAAAGAGAGACUGAGCAGGAGUUUUGUGCUUUAAAUGUCCAUGUUUGGGGACUUUGUGUUGUUAGAGGCGACUCUCCCCCCCCCCCACUGUGGGGUGUCUCAGGAUAAAACGGAAGUCAGGGAAGAAGGAUCUGAGUUGAAAUAAGAAAAAAAAAACUAAAACAAAAUGGAUACUCUGACAUCACUCUAACCCUGAAUAGCCUACUUGUGCUUUGUUUGGAGAGAAUUCACAGCAGGUUUGUAUAAAUUCUCUGCACUAGAAAGAGUGUCUUUAUUUUUUCUCUGACGUUCCUCACUAGCACAUAGGUACAUGAUGGAGACGAAUGAACACCACUUAUCGAGCUACUGUUGAAGCUCUGUUCACUCUUUACUGAGCAGCAAGCAGCACAAAACACCUAUAAAGUAUCCAGAUGCUUAACGUUUUACUGAGAUCUGAGCUCCUGAAUGUCUGGAAGACGCUUUGAGAUGCUAACUGUGUUAAUGUUCUUUCUUUCUUAUGAUUUGUAACUACAAAGUUAUGUAAAACAUGAACAUAAUUUCUAUAUAAAAAAAUAAAUAAACACAGGUUUAAAAGUGUAAA
Molecule: messenger RNA, 2522 nt
Organism: Xiphophorus maculatus (southern platyfish)
Lineage: Eukaryota; Metazoa; Chordata; Actinopteri; Cyprinodontiformes; Poeciliidae
Gene: fam53b
Product: family with sequence similarity 53 member B
Exons: 5
Coding region: 591-1781 (396 amino acids)
Biological process (GO): positive regulation of canonical Wnt signaling pathway; protein import into nucleus
Cellular component (GO): nucleus
Source: RefSeq, a predicted model, not a curated record